Messenger RNA from Coccidioides posadasii C735 delta SOWgp, 381 nucleotides. NCBI's taxonomy places the organism in Eukaryota, Fungi, Ascomycota, Eurotiomycetes, Onygenales, Onygenaceae. The record is from RefSeq and is a predicted model, not a curated record.
AUGUCGGGAGGUACACCCGAAACUGAUGGGAGAAACACAGCCUAUCGGGGAGCAGGGGCGAUGCGAAUUUCGUCUGGAAAUGCGGAUUCUGCAAUCAUGGCUAAGGAUAUAACUCUGCAGCGCGAAAACUCUGCCUCCUUCACCAACAACCCAUCUGCAUACACCGAAUCCCAAGCCCAACAGCAGAUUAUCCAAUUCGACUGUCGAGGUCUUGAGUUUACGGAAUUCAUACCGGAUGGUGAAUGGCAAGCCAAAGGUGCAGAGUCGAAUUAUCCCUUUACGGGGAUUGAUUUGCAGGAAGGAGAAUGGUACGAUUAUGAUGAGAAGGCGGGUGAGGAAGUUAGUGUUACGGGGCUGAAAUGGGAGAUCAAGCGCGUAUGA